CAAAUUAAAUUGAUAUAUUUUAGCACAGCACAAGAAAAGAAGAAUAUUUAAUAAUUUUGCCAAAAUAAAAAUUAGGCUAGCAUGUUUUCAAUGUGUGCCUUUCACUUGUGAAUUUGUGUUAAUUGUAUAUGUACAUAUAUAUCUAAUGUUGAAAAUAUAUUGUAAACUAUAUUUUUAUUGACAAUAUUCCUAUCCAAUAUGAUUAAUAGUUUAAACAUUCUUUCAGCUAAAAAUAUUGUGCUUUAAUUGCAACCUUCAAUUGUACAUUAGAUACUGUAUAUCCAUAAUUAUUUUAUAAUUAUUUUAUAAUUAUGGAUAUAAUCUUUUUUUUCUACGAAGAGAAACAUGUUUUACGAAAAUAAACGUAAAUACAUAUCUAUUAAAGAAACGUUUGGAAAGGCGCGUACAAAUUUCAACUUAAGUGUACACAAAAUGCAGGUCUGCUUCUAAUCACAUACAAGCCUAUAAGCUGUUAUCUGUAUUAAGAUGAUAUUUGCUGAGAAUAAUUCUAUGUUAUGAUAAUUGACAACAGGUGCCUUUGCUGUUCUUAAUGAGAAGACAUCAUUAUAGUCAUCAUAGUGAAAAGGUGUUUGACAGAGGAAGAGAUCUUAAAUUCAAGCAAAAUACUUAUAUGCUUUUUCUUUUUAAAUACACUUACAUAAUGUGUGUAAAAAUAAUUUAUUAAAUUAUAUAAACAUACAAUUGUUUAUAUUGAUGUUAAAUGUACUAUUACAAACAAUUGAAUCUACCCAAACUUCGUUAAAAGACGAACUCAGAAAUUUAACAUGUCCAUUACCACUGAAAACUUUGGAUUUUAUUUACAACUUCACGCAACCAGACUUGGAAAUUAUAUGGCCUUGUGAAGUUCGUUUUUACUGGUUAUCGUUACAACCAUUUGUUAAAUUUGUACGUUUUCUACUUGGCUAUAUAACGCCGUUUAUUAUAAUUCUUGGUGUAAUAUUAAAUACAAUUUCUUUUGGGAUGCUAAGUACUCCUAUACUUUGCGAAUCGAAUUUAUCUCUUUAUUUAAAAGCGCUUGCGUUAUCUGAUAACGGAGCGCUAGUUUUUAAUUAUGCUGUAGGUCUUGCUAAAUCAAACUUUACGUUUGUUAAUAAUCUUUUCAUGAAUAAUAGGUUCCUGUGUAGUUUAAAUUCUGUUAGUAUGGAAUUCUUCCAAUUUACAUCUACUUGGUUGGUUGUGGCUCUCACCUGGAGACGAGUCGCUAUUAUGUUUCCUUUUGGAAUACGUAGUUGUUGUAGUAAUUGCUCUGAAAUAAUAACUAUUACAAUUUUAAUAUCCGUCAGUUUUAUCAUAUCAUUAACAAAGUUAUACUCAGGAGGAUACGAAACGGAUAGUGUUUUCGAAUUUAUUCCAUGUCAAAAGAAAAUAAAACCAUGGGGUAGUGCUAUGUAUUUCUACAUUGCUUUAUCAACAUGGUUGCCAUUACUUUUCAUAUUUAUUGGAAAUAUUUUACUUAUCUUACACAUGAAGAAAACUGAGAAAAUUCAUUGUCAGUUAACUCAAAAUUUCAGACAUAAAACAAAUAGAACACAUCAUACUUCCAGAACAUUACUUGUUGUGUCAACCGUUUAUUUAAUAUUACUGUUACCCCUUGGCAUAGUUGAAACUUUGGAACUCUAUUGGGAUAUUAUCCUGAUUAAAUUUCCUGCUACUGAAACAAAGGAAAAAGCAGAAUAUGUACAUUGGUUGAAAGAGAAAAUGUUGUUGAAAUGGUGUCGCGGCUUAUGUUUUCACGUAUACCACUGGAAUUUUGCAGUUAAUUUCUUUUUAUACUACUUAACAGGUGAAAAAUUUAAAAAAGCUGUGAUACAGACACUAAGUCGUUACAAAGACGUAAUACAAUGGUGUCUCGCUAAUGGUCCAGGAUUUCGUCCGGUUAACAGUCCAUCGCUAUCUCCACCAAUUCUUGGAACUGAUAUUGUGGAAUAAUCCACAUCAGUGUUAAAUAUCUAAAAUUUAAAGUAAAUAAAUUUAACCGGCAUCUGCUCUCCGGAUAACAAUCCCAUUCUUGGACGUUUAAUACAGCACUACUGUAUUUUCAGUAUAUUCCGAAUACAUUAACAAAUGUAUAUUUAAUUACAAAUAUUCUACACAUUUAAAAUCAGUACAGUCAUCAAUUAUUUAUGACAAGAGCUAUCACGCUUAACGAGCAAACAAUUGCUGAUAGUAUUUCUGCGUAUAAUAUCAUGUUACGAAUACUUACAAUUAGUA
Molecule: messenger RNA, 2232 nt
Organism: Osmia bicornis bicornis
Lineage: Eukaryota; Metazoa; Arthropoda; Insecta; Hymenoptera; Megachilidae
Biological process (GO): G protein-coupled receptor signaling pathway
Cellular component (GO): plasma membrane
Molecular function (GO): G protein-coupled receptor activity
Source: RefSeq, a predicted model, not a curated record